Molecule: messenger RNA, 366 nt
Organism: Trypanosoma conorhini
Lineage: Eukaryota; Euglenozoa; Kinetoplastea; Trypanosomatida; Trypanosomatidae
Exons: 1
Source: RefSeq, a predicted model, not a curated record
AUGAACAAGACCCGCUGGGACCGCAACACGCACGUUUUAGACGAGCGAUUACAAAUUCACUCUCCCUCUUGCGCUCAGCCGAGAGCCGUCGUGCCCCACAGCCCCAGCAGGGCAAGAAGCAAUAGCCGAGACACACACCCACGCAGAGUGCCAUCGCUGUUUCCCUCGCCGGGCUUCACGCCAGUCAUGUUCUUGAAGGCGGCGGAGCUGUUGUCGGGGAGAGAAGUGCCGGGGGUUCCCCUCGCGGGGUUCCGUUCGGCUCCACCCUCCGGAGCAGGGCUGCCGCCUGGGCCCGCAGCUGCGCCGGGGGCAUCCGCGGUGCCCGCCUUCGGCGGCAAGGCAGCUGAGGCCCCGACCCGCCGCCGC